AGCAAGAAAGACGUGUGUGCUGUGUGCGGAGAACGAGUGCCGGGCCGUCGGACAAGAAAUACCCAGCGAAAUAUCAGAACCCUUGGCGCCCGCGUCGUGCUAACUAACUACCUUAUUAUUUUCCCUUUUUUUUGGCUGUUUCAUCUACCCUGUGAGUCAACGUAAGGUGUACAAAGAUUUAAAAAAAAAGAAAACCUCUAGUGCAAGAGUCUUGAGCAUUCCCAAAUCAGAGAGCCAGCGAGAAAAGUGCGUGUGCCAAGUUUGUUUUUAUUUUUAAAACAGCAACCGGCUAAAAAGUCAGCGGCGUCGCGUAGAAAACACCUAAUAACUAUAAAUUAUGCUCCCUACCGGUGGAACAUCAAUAAUUUUCGAAUGUUUGUCAAAAGGCGGGGAAAUUCGGCCAGUAGUGAUCCCCAGAUACAAUAUCGUAUAUCGCGCAUUCGGCGGAUGUGACUAAGAGCCACGAAAUUCAAUUUAACCCGAUCCAAUCGCCGUGUUCUCGUGUGUCUCUUUGGAAAGGCUUUGAAAAUGCCAUAAAAUCUUAAUAGGUCUAUUUAAUUUGGGUUGCCUUUCCUCUCGGCUCGCAUUGUUCUUAUACUAUUUGUUUUUUUUUUGGUUCGAUGGGAAAAAUCGCAAGAAUGCCGCUUCAAGUGAUCAAAAUCUCUAAUCAAAAUAUUUACCGUUCGUUUAGCGUGCGACAAGAAGAGAGCAAAUUGAGGAUUUACCUGCCCUUCGAAAUUGCUGAAAAGCCAACAGUUGACAGCGGCAAAAUGCAGCUCUAAAGCAGCAGAUCUGACUGGAAAAAGACGGCGAUACAGCAGAAGAAAGAGACGGAGGGAUUAACGAGUGACAAAAAGUACAAAAGACCUACUUCAUAGAUGGCUGGAAUCAGGCUAGUUGUGGUCCUCCUACUGACCAUCAGUUUACACACCAUCCUCGCCAGCGACAAUGGUUCCUCUUCAGGAGCCAACUUGGGCGUUCUGUUCGAGCGAGCUCCCGAAUCGGCGGUGGCUCCCAAGGGAGACGAGGUGGUCUUCGAGUGCGAACUGAAUCUGAAACCGGAUCGCCUGGAGUGGCGGUUUAGACGCAGUGGGUUCACCGAGCCCGAACCCUAUCGGUAUCUCAGCCCCUCGGCCGGAUACAAUGUGACCAGCGGCAAUGAGGGUCUGGCCUGGAGACUCCGAAUCUAUGUGAGUGCCCAAACGGCGGGCGACUACCAGUGCGUGGCUUGGUAUGGUCCCGGUGCCCUAGCCUCCACGCCCGCCCGCCUGGCCCUGGUCUCGAUUGCUCUGGAUGGAGGUCAGGCGCCCGUGGGCUCCAGGGGUUCCAUCCGCUGGAGUGUGGCGCCCAAGAAUUGCCUGCUCAUUCGUUGUGGCAGCGUUAUAUCCAAUCCCCCGGCCAUCUGGAGCUUCUACAGGAAUGGCAAAAAGCUUCCCCAGUCGGAGUUGCUUCCUGGAGCCGCGGGGGCAUUGGUUUUGGACACGGUCACAGCCAAGGAUGCGGGUAACUACUCGUGCGUUGCCACAAAUUCCAUAACAGGUGAUGAGCUGAGACUGCCGCAAACAAUUGAGCUGAGGGUAGACUACACGGAUAGAACCCCACCGUACUUUCUGCAACGCCCACCCACCGAGUACUCAGCUCGUCCCGGUGAAACAGUGGUGCUGGAGUGUCCCGGCGUUGGGUCCCCCAGGCCCAGAGUCAUCUGGAGUAGUCCCAAUGUGGUGGGGAUCAACAAUAAUAGGAGCAAAAUCCUGCCCUACGGUCUGCAGAUCACCGAUCUAAAGCCCGAGGAUCAGGGAUCCUACAUCUGCAUGCUGGACAAUGGAAUUGCACCACCCAUCGAUCACACCAUCAAAUUGAGUGUCCUGCAACGUCCCACGAUUUUGAGUGGACCUGCUGCCACUCUGACGAACGAGAGUAGUCCGCUGGUUUUGGUUUGCUCCGCCGCGGGGAAUCCCCAACCGGAUAUUUACUGGCUCAUAAACGGGGAAGAUGCCACCAAAGAUCCAGAGGCCAUGGUGGAUAACCGAAGUCUACGGCUUCUGCACGUUCAAAAGCGCCACGCCGGCGUGGUUCAGUGCUUCGCAAAGAACAUUUUGGGAGAGACCAGCAAGGGCAACAUCCUGCGCGUGAAUCCCCUGGAAAUCACUGGCGAGGAUGAAGAACCACUAGGCGGAGUUCCAAUGUGGCCAGUUCACGAAUCGAACGGUGGCAUGGGAUCCUCGUCGACACCAUCUGGUGGUUCCAAAAACAAGGGCGGCAGACGGAAGUACAAAGCCAGCAUGGUUCCCCCAUCGCGACCCAAUGUCACUCGUUUGUCGGACGAAUCCGUAAUGCUGCGCUGGAGUGUGCCCCAAAACUCGGGACUGCAGAUUACCUUCUUCAAGGUGCAAUAUCGCCGAUUAGGUGACGGGAAGAAUCGGCGGGAGAACUGGCAGACGACGAGCGACAAUAUACCGUACGGAAACAACUACGGAUCCGGAUCGGGAUCGGGAAAUAACCACUGGCGACAGCGGAACAGGGACCGGGAGUACGAGAUGGGCAAUCCGCCCAAGAACUUCACCUCUUCAGUGACGGGACUGACCGCGGGGAAGUACUAUCGCUUCCGGAUCGUGGCGGUUUAUUCGAACAAUGACAACAAGGAGGGCAACACUUCCCUCAAGUUCUUCCUGCAAAACGGAACGGCCAAGUCGAAUCUACCAGUUCCCGAACUUCGCGAGGUGGAGACCCUUAGCGAAUCCACCGUAGUGCUCCAUUGGUCGCUGGUUUCCUUGAGCCAAAGUGAGGAUAUCGAUGGUUAUUAUGCCUACUAUAGACCAGCGGAUUCGGCUGGGGAAUAUCUGAAGGCCACGGUGGAUGGUGGAAGGAGCAGAAGCUUCAAAAUAGAUCUCCUUCGUCCCGGCACCGCCUAUGAGUUCAAAUUGCAGUCCUUCAACUCGGAUGCAGCCUCUGAAUUCAGUGCUAUAAAACAAGCCAGGACCAAAAACCCCAAUGAUCAUACUGCGUCCACUUCAUCCACCCCAGUGCCUGGCAAUAAGACAGCGGAUCAGCAGCAGAGCUCCAUGUAUCCUGUGAUUGCAGGAGCUGCUGGCGGAGGACUUUUGCUCCUUAUCGCUUCCUUGGUGGCCUGCAUGUGUCUUAAGAGGCGGGAGAACAGCCAACCGGAGGAUGAGAACAAACCGCAAUUGGAGCACAUCCAAGCGGACUUUGUGACCUCCGCCGUUCUAGGAGUGGGUGGACACCACAAGAGUGGCGAUGUGAGGCGUCUCAACGGGGUGAUUCCCCGAAUGAACAUCACGCCCAAUCCACUGGCCCAGGAAACGGGCUCCGAUAAGACCAACUCUGGCCUGCAUCAGAAUGGCCUGCAUCAUGCCCAGCCGUAUCAUCCGCCCGGAACUCCCACCCUGUUGCACAAGCGGAUGGAUUACCACCACCAACAGGCGCCGCCAGUGCCGCCGCACUCCGCCUAUUACCAACAGGCACCCACCCACCAGCCCUCGCCGAUGAUGGAGCGCAGCGUGAGGGGUCACCAGCAGCCUGGAGGAGGAGGAGGCUACCAUCACGAGGAGGGCACUCCCACGCCAACGAGGAUACCCUCUUUGAGGCGACAGCGACGCACCUCGGGCAGCCAGCAGCAGCAGCCGGUGCACAAUAGCCACAGCAAUCUCAAUCUGAAUCUGAGCCACCACAAUAACAACAACAACAACCUGCCGCCACACCACCAGCACCUGCACCACCACCCCGGUCAUCCGGGUGGCCUGGUGGGCAUACCCAUCGUGCCAGGCAGUCCACGGGUCCAGAGAUCCCCGAUGCCCAGCAGGGCGAUGAUCAAGAGGACGCGACUGGGCAGCCACACGGACAACAUCUCCUCGGGCAGUCUGAACAGUAUUGAGGUGUGAUGGCUGGAUGGUUGUUAGGUGGCUUCCAGGAGGAGGAGCAGCCGCAGGAGCUCUAGAACCAAGCGAAAACACAGUUCCCCCAUAAAAACUACAGACAGCUUCAACUAGGUUUAAGGAGCCCAUACUCGACGUGUAUUAUUAUGCUUAUUCAUAGAACAGGCCGGCAGAGCAAAAUCACUCGAAUAAUAGUUGUUAAGUUUUCCAAAUCAUUUUUGAUACAUAAAAGUAGUUUUUGAGCUAGAACCAAAAAUUUUAAUUUCGCUUUAAAGGAACAUUUCAAUACUUUGAAAUUGAAAGACCAAUUUUUUGAAACAAAAAUAUUUAAAGCUUAGUCGUUCAACGCUAAACCUAAAUAUGUUUCAUUAUAUUGAAUAAUCAAAAAUAAAAAAACAUUAAUUUGAUUCGAAUGAAGCUGAUAAUUAUAAAUAUUAUACUCUUUUUUGUUACUGCCGGCCAGAUAGUCAGUAGAAUUAUUAAUUUUGAUUUUUUUUUACUGAUUGACUAAGUAUAUAGUUUUGCGCACCCCCCCAGGAAGCAAAAUAACAAAUUGACUAAGCCCUGUAGUAUAGUGUUAUUUAUUUAUUACCGUGUAAGCGUCAACGACUCGAAUUGAUUAGUUCAAUUAGGUUAAGCACUCUAACUAGGCAAACCACUCGUGUAAGGCAAACCAACUAUUUAGCGUUAAUGUAAUACAUUUCGAAAUGUGACUAAUCACCCGACUUCGUAUCGUGAGGACACCACCCACAAAAACCGAAAAGAAAAGAAUCCUAAACUAUUUUUAAGUAUAUAGACAGCUGAGUUUAAAACGUAUAUAUGCGAAUUUUGAAAUUAAAAAAAUGUAA
This is a messenger RNA of Drosophila subpulchrella, 4741 nucleotides long. It is a transcript of the gene boi, whose product is annotated as interference hedgehog. Gene Ontology annotation, biological process: axon guidance; cell-cell adhesion. The transcript is spliced from 8 exons. Gene Ontology annotation, molecular function: protein binding. The record is from RefSeq and is a predicted model, not a curated record. Lineage: Eukaryota; Metazoa; Arthropoda; Insecta; Diptera; Drosophilidae. Gene Ontology annotation, cellular component: axon; plasma membrane. The coding region runs from base 879 to 3899 and encodes 1006 amino acids.